UGGGACAGUGAGCUGUUUGUUUGUGCAGAAAAGGACCAUGUGGAAUAUUUUCCUGCAAACAACCUGACUCUGCAGACACAAGGAUGUCUUGGCCUGCUCUGUACGCUGAGUUAGUCGGGGCGAGCCGCCACUCCACCAGCCUGGGUAAAGUCUGGCUCUCAGUGCUAUUUAUUUUCCGGGUCAUGGUGCUGGUGGUCGCUGCUGAGAGCGUCUGGGGCGACGAGCAGUCUGACUUCACCUGUAACACACUACAGCCCGGCUGUGAAAACGUCUGCUACGAUCAGUUCUUCCCUGUCUCCCACAUCCGUCUAUGGUGUCUUCAGCUGGUCUUUGUCUCCACGCCAACGCUCCUCGUUGCAACGUAUGUGGCCUAUCGGAACCACAGCGACAAGAAGAGGCUCCUGCAGGUGUGUGUCAAAGGCCAGGAGGAAGAUCUGGAGACUCUAAAGAGAAGGAGACUUCCAAUCGCUGGUGCCCUCUGGUGGACGUACGCCUGCAGCCUGGUGUUCCGGUUGCUGUUUGAAGGAGGUUUCAUGUAUGCCCUCUAUGUGGUCUACGAUGGUUUUCAGAUGCCACGGCUGGUGCAGUGUGACCAGUGGCCGUGUCCUAAUCUGGUGGACUGCUUCAUCUCCCGUCCCACCGAGAAAACCAUCUUUACCGUCUUCAUGGCCACUACCUCCUCUAUCUGCAUGGUCCUUAACAUGGCUGAACUUGUAUAUCUUGUUGCUAAGGCUGUCAAUAGGUAG
Molecule: messenger RNA, 746 nt
Organism: Cyclopterus lumpus (lumpfish)
Lineage: Eukaryota; Metazoa; Chordata; Actinopteri; Perciformes; Cyclopteridae
Product: gap junction beta-6 protein-like
Exons: 5
Coding region: 84-746 (220 amino acids)
Biological process (GO): cell communication
Cellular component (GO): connexin complex
Source: RefSeq, a predicted model, not a curated record